AACUCAAGCAGACGAACAGAGAGCAGCUGCUUUUAAAGAAAGGGUGUUAGAACCUCAUUUUUCAAGUUCAACCAUGACGUGUGUACCUGUCUUCGUGCUGUUCCUGGUGACAACAACUGGGUUCGCAUUAUCACAGAACAGUGCAUCCCCCGUCACCUACAGAGUCACAUUUUCAUCGCGCAUGAGGCCAGGUAUGACGUUACCUGUCAGUGUGCACCUGCUCCAAGAUGGCGACUCGGCGGAAGUGUUUGUGACACUUCGCAACAUCAAAAGUAAAGCAGUGAAAGCUUCAGCAUCGUCUCUUCGUGUAUAUGGAGGAGGCAAUCCACAAGUCAUCAAUAUGAAAAUUCCAAGAAAACUAGGCGACGAGGGGGAUGAUUCAAAAUCAGCCUACGAAGUCCGAGUGAAGGCGAUUGGCGACGUUAAUUUUGAUGAAGUUGCGCAGAUGACUUUAGAAGAAAAAAGCUUCUCUAUCUUCAUACAGACAGAUAAAGCCAUUUACAAACCUGGACAAACAGUCAUGAUGAGAAUAUUGGCUAUGAACCCUGAUCUGUCAGUACUGAAGGCCCCCAUGGAUGUAUUCAUUAAGGAUCCAAAAGACAACCUUGUUCGUCAGUGGAAACAAGUGAAAGAGGAUAGAACGGGUGUGGUUGAGCUGAGCAUGCCAACGUCCACUAACCCCAUUCUGGGAAACUGGACUAUUCAAGCCCGAAUAUUGAACCUUAAUGAAACACAGAUUUUUACGAUAGAUAAAUAUGUCUUGCCGAAGUUUGAAGCAAGUGUAGAUGUGCCAAAAAAGGUCCUAAUCACGAAUGGGAUAAAAGGAACUGCAAGCGCCAAGUACACUUUUGGCAAACCUUUGACAGAGGCUGACGUAAGCGUUGUAGUGCGACUUGAGGCCACAACCUCUGCUCCCAACAUCUCAUCCACCGGCAAGCUUGAUUCUAAGGGAGAGUUCGCCUUUUCGUUUACCAACGCCCAGCUCUUGGCAUUGUCCAGUCAAACGUUCAACUGGAAGUCUCUAGAGAGUAAAGAGGCGGAGGUGAUAGUCUUAGUGACAGAAGAGUCAACCGGACAUCACAUGGACACGACAGCGAUUGUUGCAUUUGAGAAAUAUAAGGCUAAGGUGGAGUUCCUACCCAUCACAACCAGCAGCUUCAAACCAGGGCUUCCUUACACAGUUUAUCUGAGUGUGACCAAAUACGAUGGCACCUUCUUUUCCACGUCAGAGUCUGUAAACAUCACAUUUGUUGUUAGAACCACACAAGAUACAAAGACUAUUUCCACUGUUCAAAAUCUUCAGUUAAACGGCUUGCUCCGAGUUCAACAGGCGUUUCCCAGGAAUGCUGAAAAGAUUUCUAUUCAGGCACAGAUGAAAGAUUACACAGCCAAAUCUGUAGACAAGGCCUAUUCUCCAAGCGGCAACUUUCUUAAAGUAGUUAUGGAUUCGCCAGAACCAGAGGUUGGAAAAAAUGUCAAAUUUACAGCAUUUGCAACAGAGAAUGUCCCCCAGAUAUUUGUCCAGGUGUAUACGAAAGGAAUAAUGGUCAGCGACUUCUUAGUUCAGUCAUCCAGUCAGCAAGGCGAUGAACAAUUUCCAAUCUCAUUUUUGGUCGAGGAUGCCAUGGCUCCCAAUGCCCGUCUUCUAGUCUUCUACUUCCGCCCAGACUGGGAAGUUGUCGCCGACAGCAUCUCAUUCAAAGUCAAAGGCUCCUCAGACAACCCUAUUUCGGUUAAAUAUACUGAUAAGAAGGUAAAACCUGGUGAGAAGGUUUCUCUAAAAAUCAGUGCUAAAUCGGAUUCUUCAGUUUUUCUUCUAGCUGUGGACAAAAGUGUGCAGCUUUUGAAAGAUGGAAACGACAUCACACAGGAUAAAAUCACAGAGCAGCUGGUUGCCUAUGACUACGGAAAUGACUAUCGUGAGUUCUGGCAGUACAUGUCCACCAGUGGUUGGCCCUACUCCGUGAAAGGAACAGAUGCUAAAAGUAUUUUUAAGGACACGGAGGUUCAUGUCUUGACAGAUGGUACAAUACCCGACAAACAAAAUAUUCCUGUUCUGUAAGUAACGCUCUAAUUUUUAUGGAGACUUCUGCUACUUUGGUAUAGCUUUUAAACGUCCAACAUUAGUUUCAUGACAAGUGAAAGGCUUAUAUAUUACUUCAAUGGGAUCUCAUGUACAUUUUAAACAUAUAUUUUUCUUUACAAUGUGUGUUCCGGCCAAAAAACGCGAA
Messenger RNA from Pomacea canaliculata, 2231 nucleotides. RefSeq names its product CD109 antigen-like. The transcript has 18 exons. Gene Ontology annotation, molecular function: endopeptidase inhibitor activity. Lineage: Eukaryota; Metazoa; Mollusca; Gastropoda; Architaenioglossa; Ampullariidae. The record is from RefSeq and is a predicted model, not a curated record. The coding region runs from base 74 to 2062 and encodes 662 amino acids.